Paramuricea clavata is the source of this 16894-nucleotide messenger RNA. The record is from the annotation of a GenBank genome assembly. Lineage: Eukaryota; Metazoa; Cnidaria; Anthozoa; Malacalcyonacea; Plexauridae.
UAGAGAUCACGGGGUGCAUGAUUGUAAAUUGCUUGAUUUUCCGCACGAAAUCUCUCGCAUAAUAGACGCUAAAAACGUCAAAAUUUUGCGUUGUAAGCAAAAUAGCAACGUUAUUGAGCGAUUUUUGUGGUUGUAUUCAGAGAUAAGGACAAAGGUAUGUAUGACUAUAAUUUAUGACCAGUAUAUAUAGGUACUUACAGUUCUCUUUACAGUCAAUAUGGGUUAACAUAAAUAACUUCGGCUUUCAAAACAAUGAAACUAAAUAAUCAUUUAGCUUUAUACUUAGAAGUCUUGUGAAAGUUUUACACAGUUUCGUACAGCGAAGGCAAACUUUCACGUUUUCGAUGCAAAGCUAUCAUUUCGACUGUGACAAAGUAACGAGCUUUAGUAGAGCUCUUGUAAAUGGUACGUUAAGCUACUGAAAUUCAAGUCAUAUUAUGGUUAGAACAAGACAAUAUUUUCUUUGUAGGAUUGCAUGGCGAUAAAACAUAUAAUACUUUUUGCUUGUGGAACACCACGUAAAUUUAUUACUUCAAAGCCGUAAGCCCGAAUUAGCACCGAUGAAGAUCCGGGCUUACGGAUCGAAAGCUUUGCAGUAAUUUAAUUUACGUGAAGUUUCCACAAACAAAAAGUAUUAUAAGACAAUGAUUUGUUGUUCAUGCCGUCCUCUAUAUUCUGUAUAUGCCUCAAUACAUUCCCAAUAUCUUAAUUAUUGGUACGUGCCAAUGUAGGUAGUGACAAUAAUGCAAUGUGAAGAAAGAUAUAUAAGCUGCAGAUUGAUAUAGGGAUUCAACUAUCUGAAAAAUUCAAUGAGAACUUCGACGUUUCGAGCGAAGGCCCUUCGUCGGAGACGGAGAAUUUCGAGGUUUCCAACGAAGAGCCUUCUUCCAGACGAAUUAAGGGCGUUCUCUCAAACGUCGAAGUUCUCCUUGUAUUUUUCAGGUAGUUGAAUCCCUAUAUCAAUUCGAAGCUUUCUUUAUUACUGGUCAGUUUGUUCAACAUACCCGUCGAACUUUCGUAUUUAUUCCGAGUUAUUUAUAUCUGUUUGAUACUUUCUGUGUUUUUAUUUACAUUGACAUUUUUUUUAUUUACGCUUUGUAAAAGUGUACAGAACACAAACGCAAACGAUCGAAGAUUGGUCGACGAAAUAGGUGAGAGCUAAAGGGGCUGACAGUGAAAGUAAAACUGCGCGGUGCAAAAUGAAUUAUAUAUGACGUUUGAGGAUAUGUAAUUGUAAGACAGUUUAAUCAUUCCUAAUUGCUUUAAUCAUCAUAGCUGUAAUCCAUGUCUAUGGUAAAUAUAUUACAUACACGGUGUGACAUUUUACUUAUUUCUAAAACAUGUGCAUGGUCAGGAAAAUUAUAGAACCAUUUAUACGAGCGAAAAUAAGCCGCGGCUUAAAUAAGUCGCGAACAACUCAUGUAAACAGGCAAUUUGCAUUUAGCCUUGGCUUAUUUAGGCCUAGCUUUCAACCCCGGGCUUAUUUUAACCGCGGCUUAUUUUUACUCGUAUAAAUGCCGACGUUCGGCUGGUAUAAGCUUGCUUUCAAGUUGGGAGACCCGGGUUCAAUCCUUGGUCGGACCUCUACUCAAAGUCUUGAAAUUAUUGAGAAGAAAGAGCUACCUUUACAUUGACAUCAGUAAAUGGUUAGACUUUCGCGGCCUCAUAUAAUAACGUUAAAUCGUAUGGACUUCUGAUCCCCUAUCAAUUGCGCAAUAUAGUCUGUUGGGAGAUCCAUGCACGCUCCAAUGAGUGAGGAACUCAAUAAACAAAUUAAUAAACAAUAUAUUAACGACUUUUUAUCUACUUUUGUAAGGUAUAUAUCUGAGAGACAGAAAAAGUGAUUUAACCUGAAGAUCUGAAAAUGGUAAGGAGAGCCUUAGCUAUUAUCUACUUUAAAAAAAGAUUGGUUAGAACACCCAUAAUCUGCUUCAUAAUCUGUUUCAACCCAUAAUCUGCUUUAUCCUAUUAAAAAGGAAAAAGAGGAAAAGAGGCGCAAGAAGAAACAAGAAAAAAAGGAAAAAGAGGCACGUGAAAAAGAGGAAAGAUAUAGAUGGGAGCGACAGGAAAGGGAAAGAGAGGAAAGGGAACGACGGGAAAGAGAAAGAGAAGAAGAGGAAAGAAGACAAAGAGAAGCAAAGCCGCAUCCAACAUGGUGGAACCAGAGUGAUGACGAUGAAAAGCAAAAUGACGAAUGUAUCUUAUCAUAAUUUCUUCAAAUCUUGCAUUACGAAACUGUCCCUUGCACACCUCAGGCCUUUAGUUUAGUAUUUUGGUAAAACAAUGUUUCAAAGGCCAUUUUCACGUUGUUCACUAAGCCACAAUAUAGAAAUGUUAAUUUUUUUGUAUUCACGCGUAUAAUUUCAGACAGCUGCACUCCACUAAGUCGAAUUACCGUUAUUAGUUACUUAAAAGUGCGUUUUACAAAAUAAGUUGGACAAGGUUGAACAAACAGGCUUAAAUUAUUUGUUUAACUUUCUAUGUUUUGUUAUAUUAUGUAUCAUAUUUGUUAAUUACUUACUAUAAUUAGGAUAAAAAAUUUUCAUAUACUGUUUAAAAAAAAUUUUUCCGGACAUAAUUUACUUCCGUUUCCACAUCUUUUAGUUGUAUGAAUAUUCAUUUUCUUCAUCUUGUGGUUGUCAAUGUCGUUUAGUUGUAUCGGUUUAUUUUUUAUAAAUUGCAGGACACAAAUUGUUGUGUCUGCACAUAAUAUCAAUUUAUAGCAAAUAUACUCGAUUGAUACAUUUCAGAUAUUUUGCCCGUCUAAAAUCUUCAUACUCUUUCAUAUUACUAUUAAUGAUUACUGCACACUGCGCAACGCACUCUGGGAAGACUGUAAAAUCCUUUGUCAUUCUCGCACCCAGAGCCCUUCUUACGCGCGGUGCGACGAGGGGCUCUGGCCAAAUCCAUAUCCGAACUGGCAUCUGAUUGGCUAACACCGGAUAUUGUUUUCUUACCAUGUUUUUAUGGUAUCCGGUUAUGGAUUUGGCCACAGCCCCUCGUCGCGCUCGGUCGAACGCGCGUAAGUAGGCUCUGGGUACGAGAAUGCAUCCUUUGUGUGAUUAUAAAUUUCAAAUUCUGCGUGAAUUAAGCAAAACAGCAAGCAACAUCGUUAACGUUGGUUUGCAAAUUUUGUGGCUGUGUUCAGAGGUUAAGACCACUAUAGAGGUACGUAUGUCCAGAAUUUAUGACCAUGUAGUUUAGAUGAUUACAGUUUAAUAAUUCCUGUUAACGUGGGUUUAUAACAUAGAUAAUUUAAGCAUAAAACCUAAGAACGACGGGCCGGCUAUCAAAAUAAUGGGACUCAUCAUACAAGUCUCAUCUUGUUCUCCGAUCCACGUUCGCGUUAUCGAUUUCCCAUUUUCAUAUUUGGCAGAAAUGGAUCCCAGAAUUGAAAUCUUCGUCUACAUCAAAAAUUUCGCGUUGUUUGGACAUUCAGAGCGCGAGUUACGGCGUUUUGAAAAUUUGGUUUCCCCUAUACAUGCAUUUGCUUGGAAUUUCCGCUGCAUAGAAAACAUUUAUAUAUUCAAAAAUUUUCAUAGCUUUUCUUAUGAACUUUUCUCUUUCUCUUCAAUUGUUUUGUAAAAGUAUAUAUAGAACACAAACGAUCUAGGAUUGAAAAUUGAAGACUGAUAGUGAAAGUGAAAUUGCGCAGUGCAAAAACAAUGAUACGUCGUCAAAAUUUUACUUAAAGAGGUUCAGAUUUGACUUCCGCUACUUCCCACUGCAGGUUUAAUUCGCAUUUGAUUUGUAAUUCGGGUAGAUUAAACGCAUCUGAUUGGUUAAUAGUAGCAGUAGUAAGUUGUAUAUAGUUCCUCAUGCUUUAAUCUUUAUUUAUGAUAAAUGUAUUAGAUACAAAACGUGAUUGUAUUUGGAAUUGUGGUCAGCAAAAUGGUUGACAGUAAUUUUAAUAUAAAAAACUAGUUGCCUCUGAAUAUUUGGUUAAAUGUAUAGUAUCCUCAAAUAUCAAAGUUUUUUAUUCGUGUGCAGAAACAACUAUGGACACGUUAGUAUCGUUCUCUUUGCCUCCUCAAAUUUUACAGAUCAAAUAAUUUAAUUUGUGUAUUAACAUCUUUUAUCUACUUUUAUAAGGCAUAUAUCUGAGAGACACGAAAGCUAAGAGUGAGGGAUUUCACCAGAAGAUCUAAAAAUGGUAGGGAGAGCCUUAAUUGUUAUCCACUCUGUAAAUUAAAACAAAUUGGCUAAAUCAACCCAUAAAUUGAUUUAUUUUGAAUUUGAAACAACCAAUUUAUUAGUUAAUUGGCUUUAUAGCGUCAUUUGGACUUUACAUAUACUAUACAGGGUGACGUUUCACAUGAAUUUUGGUUUCAAUUUUCCCCCACAAUUUUUUCAGAGUGGACGUGAGAUACAAAGAUAUGGACAAGGAAGCAUGAAUCAAUACGAUGAUGAUGAGGAAACGUGGGAGAGAGAAGUCACGAAAAUUUAUGUAAAUGAAGGCCCCGAAGGGAAUAAAGAAAUAACUUAUGUAAAAGUGAGAGAAAGCAGAAGUCGAAGAGGAAAUCGAGGAAGAAGUCAAGGUGGAUUGCAAGUAGAAGCAAAGCAAGAAGAAUGUAUUUUGUCAUAAUGUUACAGGUGUAAAUAGCCUGAGGACGGGUAGUAAACUAUCCGAAACGUAGCUAAAGUAAAAAAAAAUAAAUUGGACAAGAUUGAACAAACAGACUCAACAAGUUCUAAAUUAUUUGUUUAAUUUUUAUGUUUUGUUGCCUUGUGUAUUGUCUUUGUUCUUGUCAUAACUGUUUGUCGUAUUUUGACUUUUUAAAAACGUUGUUUUGCUUACUUAUUUUAAUUAAACAUGCAACAAACUGUCUUCCUUAACAGGCUUAAGCAAGAAUUAUUUACCGCUUGUGGAAUUGGUAUAGUGUAGCUUUCCACAAUUCUAUUAAGAAAGCUAAUAAACUUGAAUAAUUAGAAUUACCAGGCUGAGAAAGAAUUUUCGUUCUCCUAGUCAACAAUUUCAAUUGUUCAUGCAAUUUCACCAGAAGAGCAGUGCAUUUUACUGUCGUGUCUUAAUCGAGAAAAUUUCCUCUUUUCACAGUAAUGAAUGGUGAUCGUACAGUACAUGCAAAAGCCAUGCUAACGCAAUCACUGAAAACUUAAGAUAAAAUUUUUUCAUAUAUUACAUGCAAGUUUACUAUUAAGUAAUCCAGUAUGUGCGUUGAUUAAUCUUUUAUUAAUUUGCGUUCCUUGAGUUUCUUCACUAACUCUUCAAUAGUUCCGUUGAUCGCCCAAUCUGCCGUUUUAAAAUGCUUUUUCUCUACAGUUUCUCCAGUUGCGACAUCCCUGGCUGUUCCAUCAUAUACCCAAGGUUCUCUCAGGGAAUGAAAUCUUCCUGAAACAGAAUACUCGAUCGUGCGACCAUUAUACAUUUUCUAAAAUAGAAGUUGACAUUAGAAAUGAAGAUGGGGAGAGGGAGGGAGGGGAAAGGGAGGAAGGGAGAGAGAGGAAGGCUUGGAGGGGAAGAAGAAGUAUAGGGAGAGGAGGUAGAGAAGGGGGAAGGGGGAAACAGGGAGAGGGAGGAAGGUUGGGAGGGGAAGAAGAAAGUAUAGGGAGAGAAGGGAGAAAGGGGGAAGAAAGCAAACAAGGAGGAAGAGAAGAGGGAGGGAGUCUGGGAGAGGAAAGAAUGAAUAUUGGAAAAGGAGGGAGAGAAGGGGGAAGGAAGAAGACUGGGAGGACGAGAGGGAGGGAAAGAGCGGAGUAGGAAGAGUGAGAGCAGAGUAGAUACGAAGAGAAGAAGGAAGGAUGGAAAUAUAGAUGGACAGAAUUCGUGUUUCUAUGAUAAACAAUUUAGAAGAUAAGAAGGAAAACUGAAGGGUGAAAGGCAGGAAGGAAAUAAGGAUUCAUGCACGAAGAAAGGAUCAAAAGAAGAAGUGAAUGAUAGAUGGAAGAAACGAAGGAUGGAGGGAACGAUGGAAUUAGAAAGGAAUGAAGAAGAUGAAAUUUAAUUGUAUUGAUACGUACUCUGCCUUCUGUUGUGCCAGCAAUGCUUCUAAGCAACUGCUCAAUGGGAAGAGAUGGAGUGGGUGAGUUAUUCGCUGCAGGAGUGACUAUCAAGACAAGAAUAUAAAUAGACAAUUAUAAACUGCAUAUAAAAUUCUCAGUCUGAUUCCUAAUCAGCAGUAUAGCUACUUGUAAUUCUCAUUCAACAAUACAUAACGGAAAUUGUGACCGUAAAGAUUGUGAUAAAUCCUGUUGAUUUACAUUAUCUUUGAGUUAAUUUUUCUCACCAAAUAUCAUUCAUAUCUUUACAAAUAUUGAAGAAUACGCUCUCGCAGUAUACAUUAAUUACCUGCCGUACUCGCUGCUCCUUGUACAGGCUUUUUAUAGUGAGGCUAUUGCCGUAUUACAUCAGGAUAUUCCGCAAACAUGUUGUGGACAACAGAUGCCGCCAUUGCACCGGCAAAUGGCUGCCAUCUUCUGGCGCUGAUUUAUUUCCAUCGGCAAAAUCUGACACUCCUUUAACAACUGCCCGUUCUAUGCCAAGAUCAUACGCAGCUGCAUUAAACCUAAAAAUUAAGAACUAUAUUAAUAAAAUAUGAGCAGCUGAUCUUUAUGCAAUUAUGGGCAUCCCAUAAAGAUCAGUUGGAAAUAUUUUAACGUACUUGUAAAAUGAAUUAUAUUUGUUCACUUUAUUAGUAUUCACUGCCCUUGGCCAUGGGGACAAUCUAACGCUUCAUUAGCAUGCGUUUAAAAUCUGAACUAAUAUUGAUAACUUUCAUAAACACUCCUGCUUCUGAAUUAGUAUUCAUAACUUUCAUAAACAUCCCCUCUAACAUGUGACCUAAAUACCGCGUCGUGAUUUGUUUGUAGCCUUAUUAAUUAUUCAUGACUUUUACAAGAAUCCUCAUUGCGGCUCAUUUACCAUAUUUAUCCAUGUUCACCCUUUGUAGAUAGGUAGUCCAAACACGAAUAAAAUGGUACAGGUAUCUACUCAAACUCGCGUGCGUAGUUAAUCUUGAAAGAUGAUCCGUCUUUGUCUUUACAUACUUCACACGAACUUCCUGGAAAAUAUUAGGCAUAGAUUUGUGGCAAAAAGCCAUAAUUGCGUAUUUCUUGAUUUAAAGAAAAUACGAAACUUUCGCACGCCCAUUUUGGUCAGUGGCGUAACUCCUAUGAGCUCUACCCGGUAAGAGCCGGGAGCUUCCAGGGGGCACCCUGAACUGAGUUGUCCGGGGACCUUGUUCAUCUAAGGUUGUACGUGCAUAAGUACAGUGGCAAACAUUUCACUGUUUAUGUCAAACACAAUUUCUGUAUGGUGUUAUUUCUGCAUAGUUGUGGUUUUUUGUUGUAUAUUUUACUAUAAUCUAUAUAUUUAUGUUUCCAGUUCAAGAUACCAUUAAAAUUCGCUUCUAAACGACCAGCAAAAUGUUCAUAUUGUAAGAACUUCAUGGUACUUCAAAUGGAUCUAGGAUACCCCUGCCUUGGGGCACCCAAUUCCGGUAGGACCAGGGGCAGGCUGGUCCAAACUUACGCCCCUGUUUUGGGUUUAUAGGCACUUUAAUAUACAGUAGACUAUGUUUUACUCUCGAAAUAUAGUUGUGUAGAGGAUGAUCAGGGAUCAGACCUUUUUCAGCUAUAUAGUGUUCCCUCAAAAUCCCAUGUAUAAAAUUGAACCCUUCAACAAAUCAGGAGUUGCUUUGUCCAGUCACUUUAUCAGCAGCAAGAGGUAAUAACAGACUAGCCCAUGUACGCAAUGCGUACCUAUUUUUCCUUUCCGCAGUGCUAAGGUCUGAGCCAUGGUCUGAGCCAUAGAAAUAAUAGACAUUAUUAUACAUUGUAGUGGGUAAAAGCAAUUUGAUUGGCUAAGAGCUUACAGUUAAAUCACGCAACCUACACAAAAUUCAGUUAUCUGCUAGCAGAUAACUCAGUUAUCUGCUAGCAGAUAACUGAAUUUUGUGUAGGUUGCGUGAGGUUGAAUGAGUGUACAUUUCAAAUGAGUGUACAUUUCAAUUUUCAAAUGAAUGUACAUUUCAUAAUUGUAAUGUUUACUUUAACAAGUAAAUAUUUUAAUACGUUAACAUCUUAACGAUAAUAUGUUUCUUCUAUAUUUGUAAUUAAUUUAACUGUUGGACUUCCGGAGACUUGUUUAUAGAAACGUUUUACUUGAACAGCUUCGCCAGAAAUCAUAUUGAAUAUAACGCUUACCGAGACCUUGAUAAUUUUGCAUAUCGCAAAAAAAUUAAAAUAUUAAAAUACUAUGUUUAUUAUUUUUCAAAUGUAUAAUAAAACAAUUAUUGAAUUCGGUUUUUGCGAUAUGCAAAAUUAUCAAGGUCUCGGUAAGCGUUAUCAGCCUCGCCUUCGGCUCGGCUGAUAACGCUUACCUCGACCUUGAUAAUUCCGCAUAUCACAAAAACCUCAUCCAAUAAUUGUUAAUUAUUAUACAUUUAAUAUGUAUUCUCGUUUCUAAUUGGUCAGAAAGCACCGGCUAAUUUUCAGUAUUCGGUAUUUAUUACGUAUUUUCCGCCGAUGACGUCAUCAGCGUCCAAUAAUUGUUUUUUUGGAUCGAACUUGCAUCCAAAAAAAAUUAUUGGACUCUCUUGGGCCCAAGCCCUUGCGCGGCUAAAAGCUUGAACCCAUAAGCGCGCAAUCUCGUUCCCCGAGCAUGCCCGUUCGCAGGUUAAGAGUGGGUAUAGCUCUGGAGAAAUCGAAUUGAUUCACGUUGAAUUUCCAACUUGAGUUCUACGCAUGCUCGGCAAUGUUGCAAAAUAUAAAUAAAGUUUUUAUAAUUUCGCGUCGAAAAUUUGAUACAUUUUAAACUGAAAUCGAAUUGAAAACAACUAAAAAAUCUGGGAGAAAUAUGUACGAAAGCUUCGAUUGGGUAGGGAUACAGCUACCCGAAAAAUACAAGGAGAACUUCGACGUUUCCAGCGAAGACGCUUCGAUCUGUACUGUAAAUAGUGUUUGUUUAUAUCGUACUUGACCUUUGCUGAUAAAUAUAAUCUCCUCAAUAAUAAGUAUUAUGUAUUUUUAUGCUUUAAAAUUUACAUGUAACUCUCCUGUCAGAAUUUAUGGUAUAUGUAGUGUUAGGUAUGACAGUAUAUAAAAGGUCAAGUACGAUGUAUACAACACUAACAGCACAAGUCGAAGCGCCUUCGCUCGAAACGUCGAAGUUCUCCUUGUAUUUUUCAGGUAGUUGUAUCCAUAUCAAUCCGCAGCUUUCGUACAUAUUUCCUCCAGAAUUUCUAGUUGUUUUCAAUCGAUUUCGGUGUAAAAAGUAUCAAAUUUUCGACGAGAAAUUCUAAAUACUUUGUUUGUAUAGAACUCACGUUGGAAAUCCAACGUACUAUCUGCCGUUAGCCAAUCACAGGCCUGAAUCAAUUCGAUUUCUCCAGAGCUAUGCCCACCCUUAACCUACGAACGGGCAUGCUCGGGGAACGAGAUUGAUAAGCGCGCGAAAAAAAACAACAAACAAAUUAAACAAUGGCCUACAGCAGAUUUGCUUCGCUGAAUGAAAGUGAACUCUCCAAAUUAUUGGCAGAUAAGGAUAGUGAAAGCACGAAAAAAGCCACAAAGGGGUAAAUAGAAGUAGAAAUAGAAUAUUUAGCUGACCUUUGAUUUUGUGCAAGGUGUUUGAUAUCAAAUUGUACUUUUCCUACCUCAUGAACAGGAAUCGUUUUAUACCUUUCUCAUGUCUUAAAUGUAUAAUAAAACAAUUAUUGGUUUCGGCUUUCGCAUGAUAUCAAGAAUUAUUCAGACCUCGGUCUAUGUUAUCCGCCUCAGCUUCGCUUCGGCAGAUAACAUUGACCUCGGUCUGAAUAAUUCUUGAUAUCAUGCUCAGCCUCAUCCAAUAAUUGCUUAUUAUUUAAUAGACAUUACUUCUAUUAUGUCUAUUAUUUCUAUGGUCUGAGCUCGCAAAUCUUCAUCACGGAAGCGGCAUCGGUCGUCCUCUUGCGCGGAAUCGGAUAGUCAUCGACGAAGGAAAGAAUCAAAGCGAAAUAGCUCGGAUUCGGACACUCUUUCGCAAGGAACAUACAAGAGCAAUUUGUAGUUCUGUCAGAACAUCUGAACAUGUGAUGAAAAUAGAUUCCCAGUGCAAUCAGGAAACACUCGAAAUUCCUCGUUCUGUUGAGGAAAGUACUGUAGAGAACGGUCACCUAUUUCAUUUCUUCUAGUCUUCUGGAGGUACAAAAUGUCACCUGUCUUUUUUAAAAGACAUCGCGCUAAAUCGUAUCUACCAAUUUCACGAAGAGCCUUUCUCGCGCCGCGCGGCUUGAUGCCCACCAAUGUUUAAGUAAUGUGCAUUCUUGCCAUACCACAUUCAAACGAUUAUAUUCAAACCAAUCUCCGUUACUUUUCUUAUCUUUAACGUUGAGAAUUUUUGCUAAUAUUUUUUUAAUCAAUUUCAUUUAAUGCCAUUUGUCCUAGCAUCGUCUAUAUGUGGAAAUAUGUCAUUAGAACAACGAAAGGACAAAGCAAAAACAAAGUGUUUGUGAAAUUAUGUCACUAUGUCAUUCUUAAUUUUUACCGAAAUGCUGAAUUGACAUGAGAUUACAAUAAUUUACAAUUAUGUAGACAUUUAUGGGCUUUGUACGUAUAUACCUUCAUGCAAAGUUAAGAUUAAAAACACAAUGUUAUAUAUAUUUACAUUGCAUGCAUAUACAGUGCAAAUAUGUUGAACGAUUCACUACUGAAGACAAUGUAAACGGGAUAUAUGUUAAUUAAACUUAUAUUAAUUUUUUCUCCCUGAGUUGCUUGAAUAAGUCUUCGAUUGCUCCAUCCAUCGCCCCUUUUUUGGUGAAACAAAGUGUCCGCUCUGCCGUUUCACCAGUUGCAACAUCUCUCACUUUCGCAUCGUACUCAUCGUAAUCAAAGAAAUCUCGCGAUGUGACUGAGUACUCAAUUGUGCGGCCAUUAUGCAUUUUCUGAAAUAUAAGCCAAGAGAAUAGACGUUAGAAAUGGAGGAAGGGGAGCAAGGCAGAGAGAAUUCAGUGAAGGAAAGAAGGAAGAUGAUUAAAGAUGAUUUCAUAUCUCUUACUAAGAGAUGCGAGAAUAUACAAUUACUUUAUGGUUUCCGUGUUUGGAUGGCCUGAUCCAAACACGCGGGAAUGUUGCGAGAGUUAAGAAAAGCGAGCGAAAUCACGAGCCGAAGGCGAGUGAUUUUGCCCGCUUUUCUUAACUCGAGCAACAUUCCCAAGUGUUUGGAUCAGUCCAUCCAAACACGGAAACCAUAAAGUAAUUGUUUUAUAAAAUAACAACAACACGGUAGUCUUCCGUGUUUGGAUGGCCUGAUCCAAACACGGCUUUCGACCAAUCAGAAUACGCGUUAUAUACAUGUUAUUUUAUAAACGUGCUUCAUGUAUGGGUAGCUUCAUGUAUAUAAGGCCAUAUGCUUCAUAUAUGAAUAGCAAGCAUUGAAUUCAUGAUCAUUUGCUGUUAUUAGCAGAAUAUAUGUCGGUAGUUGUGACUGAAUCUCAUUUCUCGACCAGUCAUAUGGUUCAUUAUCAAAAUCACUCUCUAGUGGGAGUUUGAAAUUGAGUUCUGGUGGUGGUGCUAUACCUUCACAAGAGAUGAUGAUAACGAUGAGUCAUCGUUGUAUAUGACGUCAAUGCGUAUAUCGAGAGUGAAAUUGAGUUCUGGUGGUGGUGCUAGAUGAUCGCUGCUUUCACAAGACAUGAUGGUAGAUAAUGAAUGCUAUCAACAGAAGUAUGCAUACAUAUGUGCAAAAAAGCAUACAUAUACGCCUUUACGUAAUUAUUUUUUCCCCGUAAAUAUAUUUGCUACCGUUUUAUGAUUUUGAUCAUAAUAAGCUAAGCUCUCUUACUAAAAGAUACGAAAAACUAGUUUCGCAUUUAUUCUGACACAGCAGAUAGAGCGAAAAAUGCGUUGUCUCGCGAGCGGGAUUCAAACUCGUAUAUUCGGGUUUCUAGCCCACCACUCUACCCAUUGAGCUGUCGAUGGGGAUUGGUAGCGAGUCUUAAAAUUUAAUUGUACUGAUACUUACAUGUCCAGUUUCAAUGUCAUUAAAAUCACUUUUUUUCUGCUUUUUUUUCUCCUUUUUUUUUUCUUUGCGGUUGACUAUAGAAGAUAAAUAUAAAUAGGCAAUUAUAAACUGGCUGCAUUGAGAAUAAUUCCAGUUUCAUUCCGGUCUAAAAAUAACUAUACCUUUUGGGUCUUCCGUUUCUUUGUGGUGAGGCCAAUGUCGUAGUACAACGGGGUAUUUGAACAUAUUGUAUACAACAGAUGCCGCUAUUGCACUAGAAAAUGGCUGCCAAAGUUUUGUCCUUUCUUCACUUCCAUCUGCGAAAUCUGACACUGCCUUAAUAACAGCCCAUUCAAUACUGAGGUUAUACGCCGCUUCGUAUAGACCUGUAAUUUUAACACAUAUAUAGAUGAAUACUCAUGAACAAGUGGACGUAACAAUUGUCUUCUAGAAUUCUAUUUAACAAUUGACAAAUCUAUGAACCGGUUUAAAACGUUAUGGCUUUAUAGACGGCGAAUGAUGUGGAAGAUCCCUACUUACCUUUACCCUCCAUUUCAAGACCAAGUGCAUCGGGAAAAGAAUUCAGUAAUUCUUCUCGUCUUUCACGAUAGUCGACUAACUCCGGGCCACUCAACAUCACAGCGUCUCGAUGAACUUCAAAUUUUAAACUGCUCGGGUCUUUUAGCGGUGGUUCCCAACCAUCGUCUGCAUGUAGAAUUAGAUCUGCCAUAUUUUUACUAACGUUCACUUUAAUGCCACGAUACAGAUCUCUGCCAUCUGCCAUGACUUUCUUAUUAUCAUAAGUGGCCAAUUUGGCGGAAAUCACGACAUCACCAAGUUUUGCCUUCGUCGGUUUCAUAGUUGCACACAGCCCGACGAAAAGAACGACUUUGGGGUAUAAAAUCCCAGCAGCAUUUGUGACAGCUGUCUGAGCUUUGCUCGAUCCCUGUGCACAUUUUAUCAGCGCCACCUUCACAUUCUCAUUACUCUGAUCACCGAACUGACCAAAAUCUACCAUUCCUAGUUUCGUAGAAUAACCUCGUCGGACAUCUUUCAUAUAUGAAUAGCAAGCAUUGAAUUCAUGAUCAUUUGCUGUUAUUAGCAGAAUAUCUGUUGGUAGUUGCGACUGAAUCUCAGCACUUGACCAGUCAUGUGGUGUGCUGUUAAUUUCCCUCUGUGUUACGAGAGUGAAAUUGAGUUCUGGUGGUGGUGCUACAUGAUCACUGCUUUCACAAGACAUGAUGGUAGACAAUGAACGCUAUCAACAGAACGUAUGCAUGCAUAUAUGCAUAUAUGCAUACAUAUACUUCAGUACAUACGUUUUAUACGUAGGCCUAAUUAUUUUUUUCCCUUGUAAAUAUGUUUGCUACUGUUUUAUGAUUUUGAUCAUAAUAAUCUAAGCUCGACUUGUUGCUUUGAGAUGUUCCUGAUUGUUAUUCAGAGGAUCUAGUGCGCUGUAUACAUUCAUUCACUUAUAUUUCACGGUGCAAUAAUGUUAGAGUCGUAGAGAUCACGGGGUGCAUGAUUGUAAAUUGCUUGAUUUUCCGGACGAGAUCUCUCGCAUAAUAGACGCUGAAAACGUCAAAAUUUUGCGUUGUAAGCAAAAUAGCAACAAUUUUUGAGCCUGUAUUCAGAGGUAAGGACAAAGGUAUGUAUGACUAUAAUUUAUGACCAGUUAUAGGUACUUACAGUUCACUUUACAGUCAAUAUGGGUUAACAUAAAUAACUUGGGCAUGAAUUCGAAGUCGAAGAAAAACAUCGGGUUUUAAAACAAUGAAACCAAAUGAUCAUUUAGCUUUAUACUUAGAAGUCUUGAGAAAGUUUUACACAGUUUCGUACAGCGAAGGCAAACUUUCACCUUUUCGAUACAAAGCUAGCAUUUCGACUGUGACAAAGUAACGAGCUUUAGUAGAGCUCUUGUAAAUGGUAGAACGUAGGGACGUUAAGCUACUGAAAUUCAAGUCAUACUAUGGUUAGAACAAGACAAUAUUUUCUUUGUAGGAUUGCAUGGCGAGAAAACAUAUAAUACUUUUUGCUUGUGGAAACACCACGUAAGUUUAUUACUGCAAAGCCGUAAGCCCGAAUCUUCAUCAGUGCUAAUACUACUAUUAGCACCGAUGAAGAUCCGGGCUUACGGAUCGAAAGCUUUGCAGUAAUUUAAUUUACGUGAAGUUUCCACAAACAAAAAGUAUUAUAUAAGACAAUAGUUUGUUGUUCAUGCCGUCCUCUAUAUUCUAUACUGCGCCUCGCGCUUUAUAUCUGAUAAAACAUGUAUAUGUCUCAAUACUUUCCCAAUAUGAUAUUUGUGGUGUUACUCUGAGUGUAUAUCCACACCGGGCGAGCUUGAAAAAUAUGCCCGGCCACGGUGGGAUUCGAACCUACGACCUUUGGAAUACUAAUUCGAACAUACGACCUUUGGAAUACCUUUGGAAUACAGAAAAAAAUUCAUAUUACUAGAAUACAUUGGUAUCGAAGGAACUAGAUUCUGUUCCGAAAUAUCACUUACUCGAACCGUCCUGACCGCGUAGCUCAGUUGGAAGAGCAUUGGGCUAGUAUUCCAAAGGUCGUGGGUUCGAAUCCCACCGUGGCCGGGCAUAUUUUUCAAGCUCGCCCGGUGUGGAUAUACACUCAGAGUAACACCACAAAUAUCAUAUUCACCUGAGUACACUACACCAACACAGAAAAAAAUUCACUUUCCCAAUAUGUUAAUUAUUGGUAUAUGGUCUGUGCCAAUGUAUAGGUAGUGACAAUAAUGCAAUGUGAAGAAAGAUGUAUAAGCUACAGAUUGAUAUAGGGAUUCAACUAUCUGAAAAAUUCAAGGAGAACUUCGACGUUUCGAGCGAAGGCCCUUCGUCGGAGACGGAGAAUUUCGAGGUUUCCAACGAAGACCCUUGUUCCAGACGAAUUAAGGGCCUUCUCUCAAACGUCGAAGUUCUCCCUGUAUUUUUCAGGUAGUUGAAUCCCUAUAUCAAUCCGAUAAGCUUUCUUAAUUAUUGGUUGUUUGUUUAACAUACCCGUCGAAAUUUCGUAUUUAUUCUGAGUUAUUUAUGUCUGUUUGAUACUUUCUGUGUUUUUAUUUACAUUGACAUUUUUUUUAUUUACGCUUUGUAAAAGUGUACAGAACACAAACGCGAACGAUCGAAGAUUGGUCGACGAAAUAGGUAAGAGCUAAAGGGGCUGAAAGUGAGAGUAAAACUGCGCAGUGUAAAAUGAAUUAUAUAUGACGUUUGAGGAUAUGUAAUUGUAAGACAGUUUAAAGGUGAUCUACAGUCCGAUCUGCGCAUGUGCACAAAUGAGCCCACUUUUUAUGAUACAAACAGUUUAACUAUGUUUUGAGUUCUUGAAAAGCCUAAUUGUUGUUUCUUGAUCAUUUAUUAUACUCUAGAAGCUUGAAAAUAUAAAUAGUUGUCGAAUAAAGCUCAAUAUUUUGGACACAAAAAUGUAAACAAAGGCUUUGUUUACAUACGGACUGUAGAUCACCUUUAAUCAUUCCUAACUGCUUUAAUCAUCAUAGCUUUAAUCCAUGUCUAUGGUAAAUAUAUUACAUACACGGUGUGAAAUUUUACUUAUUUCUAAAACAUGUGCAUGGUCAGGAAAAUUAUAGAACCAUUUAUACGAGCGAAAAUAAGCCGCGGCUUAAAUAAAAUAUGUCGCGAACAACUCGUGUAAACAGACAAUUUGCAAUUAGCCUUGGCUUAUUUAGGUCUAGCUUUCAAUUCCGGGCUUAUUUUCACCGCAGCUUAUUUUUACUCGUAUAAAUGCCGACGUUCGGCUGGUAUAAGCUUGCUUUCAAGUUGGGAGACCCGGGUUCAAUUCUUGGUUGGACCUCUAUAUACUCAAAGUCUUGAAAUUAUUGAGAAGAAAGAGUUACCUUUACAUUGACAUCAGUAAAUGGUUAGACUUUCGCGGUUUUUAAAUCGUAUGGACUUCGGAUCCCCUAUCAAUUGGACACUAGUCUGUUGGGAGAUCCAUGCACGCUCCAAUGAGUGAGAAACUCAAUAAACAAAUUAAUAAACAAUAUAUUAACGACUUUUUAUCCACUUUUGUAAGGUAUAUAUCUGAGAGACAGAAAAUAAGUGAUUUAAUCUGAAGAUCUGAAAAUGGUAAGGAGAGCCUUAGCUAUUAUCUACUUUAAAAACAGAUUGGUUAGAACAACCCAUAAUCUGCUUCAUAAUCUGCUUCAACCCAUAAUCUGCUGCAUUCGAGUAGCAUUUUACUUUAAUGCUUUUUCCUACGGUUUCUUCAGAGUGCAGCCGAAAAGCAGAGACGGAAAGAAGAGAAGAAACAACGACAAAAGGAAUUAGAAAAACAAUGGGACGAAGAGGAUAAGGAAGAAGAGAAAAAGAGGCGCAAGAAGAAACAGAAAAAAAAGGAAAAAGAGGCACGUGAAAAAGAGGAAAGAUCUAAAUGGGAGCGACAGGAAAGGGAAAGAGAGGAAAGGGAACGACGGGAAAGAGAAAGAGAAGAAGAGGAAAGAAGACAAAGAGAAGCAAAGCCGCAUCCAACAUGGUGGAACCAGAGUGAUGACGAUGAAAAGCAAAAUGACGAAUGUAUCUUAUCAUAAUUUCUUCAAAUCUUGCAUUACGGAACUGUACCUUGCACACCUCAGGCCUAUAAUUUAGUAUUUUGGUAAAACAAUGUCUCAGAGGCCAUUUUCAGGUUGUUCACUAAGCCACAAUAUAGAAAUGUUAAUUUUUUUGUAUUCACGCGUAUAAUUUCAGACAGUUGCACUCCACUCAGUCGAAUUACCGUUAUUAGUUACUUAAAAGUGCGUUUUACAAUACAAAAUAAGUUGGACAAGGUUGAACAAACAGGCUUAAUAAAUUAUUUGUUUAACUUUCUAGGUUUUGUUAUAUUAUGUAUCAUAUUUGUUAAUUACUUAUUAUAAUUAGGAUAAAAAAUUUUCAUAUACUGUUUAAAAAAAUUUUUUCCGGACAUAAUUUACUUCCGUUUCCA